Molecule: messenger RNA, 915 nt
Organism: Ricinus communis (castor bean)
Lineage: Eukaryota; Viridiplantae; Streptophyta; Magnoliopsida; Malpighiales; Euphorbiaceae
Exons: 1
Coding region: 1-771 (256 amino acids)
Source: RefSeq, a predicted model, not a curated record
AUGAACAUGUCUUCUGUUCUCGAGAUACAACAUCCAAGCCACCGACACAAGCUCAAACUGAAACGUCCUUCUGCACCUUACUACUGCGAUGGAUGCAAAGAGCUAGGUUUUGACAUAUGUUACCAGUGCGAAACAUGCAAUAUGUUUUCCAUCCACAAGGAAUGCGCAAUUCCUGUAUCUCCUACUUACCACCAUUUCUUGAAGGACUGCAGGUUCGAGUUUCACGACAAAUCAACAAUUCCGGGUAAUGGUAGAGAUUGUGAUGCUUGUGGGAUGGAUGUUAAAGGGAAUGUGUAUCAGUGUUCUUGCAAGAAAUAUGACAUGCAUCCUCACUGUACUAAGCUACCAGAAACUUUAACAGGUGAAAAUGUGAAGCUACAGUUAAAGAAAAAGGUUUCACUCGAGUGCCAAAAAUGCCAUUUCAAGAUUGAUUCAAAGAGAGGGCCAAAAGGUUGGUGCUAUGUUUCUUCUUGCGGGAAAUACUGUCUUCAUGUUGCAUGCGUGAAGCAGCUGGUUUAUGAAGCAUGGCAAAAUAACUACUUUAAUCAGCAGAAUGAUAAAACUACCACAAAGAAUUUAGCACUGCCGAGCAGAGAAGGUGCUAGCACUAGCACAGCGAUCGUUGAAAAGAAGGAAAAUAGAUCAAGUGGUGGAUGGAAUAUUGCAGUUUUAGUUCUGAAGCUCAUCCUAUCGGCUAUUUUUGGAGAACCAAUUACUGGGUUCACGGUUCUUAUUGCUACUCUUGCCCAUAUUCUUUUUCCAAACAAUUGAUAUUACUGGAGCAGCUUGAUGGUGCGAGUUGUUCCAAUUUUCCAGGCUGAUGUCUACUGGUUCGAGUUUUAUUUGCUUGUUCUGUUUAGAGUCUGGUUUUGGUUUCGUUUUCAGUUUGUUUGUGUUCUGCUUAUAUAUGUUUUG